AUGGCCGACGGCAAGGAUCAGCCCCAGCAGGGCAUUGAGCCUGCUCCUGCUCCUAUUCAGCAUCAGGUCGAGAUGGGCGAAUACCAGAGCAAGCAGGACAUCACCCAUGUCGAGCAGGUCUUGUCUGGGGAAGAUUUGAAGAAGGAUAAUAUGGACACUAGCCGUGUCGACAAAGAAGUUCAGGCCUAUGCCGCCGAUGUGGCAGUGGAGAUCGAUCCGGAGACUGACAAGCGUCUCAAGCGCUUGAUCGAUCGUCGUGUUCUGGUCAUUAUGAUCUGCACGUACUUCUUGCAAGCUCUGGACAAGGGAACUAUGUCUUUCUCUGCUAUCAUGGGUAUCAAAACGGAUGCACAUUUGGAAGAUGGCCAAAAGUAUUCCUGGUUGACAACCUGUAUUUACAUCGCCGUCCUCACGGUCGAAUACCCGACCAACUGGAUUAUUCAACGCGUUCCAAUUGGUAAAUACCUCGGCAUCAACAUUUGUCUCUGGGGUACGAUUCUGGCCCUGCAUGCUGCUUGCCACAAUUUUGCUGGACUGGUCACCGUCCGCACCUUGCUGGGUAUCUUCGAGGCCUGUUGCCAGCCUAUCUUUGUCACAUUGUCAUCCAUGUGGUAUAAACGCGAGGAACAAGCAGCCACCGUCACAUACUGGUACAUGAUGAAUGGCGCUCAGCAAAUCGUCGGCGGUCUUCUGGCCUAUUGCUUCACUCUGAUCGGCUCGGAUAAGGUGCUCAAGUCGUGGCAGGCGCUAUUCCUUACGUACGGAUGUAUUUCCGUCAUCUGGGGUCUCUUCGUCAUCUGGUACAUGCCUGACUCCCCCAUGCGUGCCAAGUGCUUCACUGAGGAGGACAAGCGCCUGAUGGUCGAGCGUCUGCGUUCCAACCAAACCGGUAUUCAGAACAGACAGUUCCGCGCAUACCAGAUGUGGGAAGCCUUCCGUGAUCCUCAGAUGUGGUGCUACUGUGCCGUGCAGAUGUUCACUACUCUCCCCACCAGUGGACUCGGUGCUUUCUUCACUAUCAUCAUUAAGAGUUUCAAUUUCACUACUCUGCAGACUCAGUUGCUUGCUAUGGUGCUGGGUGCUUAUAUUAUUGUUGUUCUGUUAUCUUCGGCUUGGUUGGUGAAGAGGUUUAACCAGAACUUGCUGGUCAUGCUGGGUUUCAUCAUUCCUUCAUUUAUUGGAACAAUCGUCCUUAUGACUGUUGAGAACACCACUUUGUCCACCAAGGUCGGCCUGUUGAUCAGUUACUAUAUCACCAUGUCCUUCUGGUCCGCCCAAACCCUCACCCUGUCAAUGGUGUCCCGAAACGUCGCCGGUCAAACCAAGAAGGCAACCGUCGUUGCAGCGACAUUUGUUGCUUGGGCUACUGGAAACGCCAUUGGCCCCCAAGUCUUCCUUGACAGAGACGCGCCCCGGUACCAUAUCGCCUGGAGUGUCCACCUCGCCUGCUAUGCAUGCAUGGUCUCGGCUGUCAUUUACCUCCGUUUCUAUCUUAAGCGCCAGAACGCCAAAAAGGAUAAGCUGUUGGCUGAGGCUGGACUCACUGCCGCCGACCCGAAUCUCAUCCACGCUUUCGAGGACAAGACUGAUCAGGAGAACAUGAACUUCCGAUAUGUUUAUUAG
Molecule: messenger RNA, 1623 nt
Organism: Penicillium nucicola
Lineage: Eukaryota; Fungi; Ascomycota; Eurotiomycetes; Eurotiales; Aspergillaceae
Exons: 5
Coding region: 1-1623 (540 amino acids)
Biological process (GO): transmembrane transport
Cellular component (GO): membrane
Molecular function (GO): transmembrane transporter activity
Source: RefSeq, a predicted model, not a curated record